CCUCCUUUGUCUUUUUUUUUAUCAUUCCUUCUUUUUAUACCAUGAGUCUCAACUGUGCUAUGCUCUCACAUGAUCGUCAGUCUGUGAUUCCCUUACCUCAAGAAAAAGCCUUUUUUACUCAAAGUAGUAUUAAACUCGUAUUGGAUUGCUCAGAGGAUGGCUACCCUGGGAAUUCAUCUGGAUACUGGUCAAGUCAAGGUUUAAUUUACCUUUCCAAUCAAAGAAUUGUCUUUAUUGCCCAAAAACCCAACGAUUCAUUGCAAUCUUUGAAUAUCCCGAUUCUUCAUUUGAAAAACUGGAAACUGGAACAACCAUGGUUUGGUGCCAAUUAUAUUGAAGGAAUCGUUUUACCGGUAUCAGGUGGUGGGCUCUUGAAAAAUGGAAAGUUGAGACUCACAUUCACUGAGGGUGGUGCCAUUGAAUUUACAACUAUACUUCAAGCAUUAUAUGAACGAUUAGCAGAAACGAACGAAAUGCCAUCUCAUUUUGAACCUCUACCGACAUAUCAAUCCGAAUCAUCUUCUUCAACAGCCAUGCCAGAGUAUUCUCAACAACAAUCUACAACAUCAAUGUCAUUACCAUCACAGAGAGUUGCAGAUGAAGAAGAUGAUUUGCCGCCUAGUUAUGACGCCAUUCAUCAAUCUUGAACACUAUUCCUUUGUUGCAUUAUGUAGGCCAAUAAUAUAGAAUUUAGUUAUAUAGUUGAUUUAGUUUAUAUAAUGUGUUAUUGAUUGACUCUACUAAGUGUUUGUUAAUAAAACUGAUUGUACCUAUAUUUUUUUUUAAUUAAACACUUGGAAAAUCGUUGGCAGGUGUUUUCUACUUCGUUA
This is a messenger RNA of Halteromyces radiatus, 830 nucleotides long. RefSeq lists its product as uncharacterized. Gene Ontology annotation, cellular component: nucleus. Lineage: Eukaryota; Fungi; Mucoromycota; Mucoromycetes; Mucorales; Cunninghamellaceae. Bases 42 to 647 code for a protein of 201 amino acids. The transcript has 6 exons. Gene Ontology annotation, biological process: positive regulation of DNA-templated transcription. Gene Ontology annotation, molecular function: chromatin DNA binding; transcription coactivator activity. The record is from RefSeq and is a predicted model, not a curated record.